CAUCUCAUUCGGCGUUUGGUUUUCAACUGGUGACGGUGUAUUGGUUGUAUUCGCAUUCUGUCUGCCUCUAGGAAAUUACUUGAGAUGGACGUUAUGGUCCUGACAAAAAUUGUUGUUAUCUUUUCAGUGUCCCUGAUCAGUGAUGCAUUUGUAGUUCAAGAUCAAGGAAAUUUCUGGCCGCUUCCUAAAUCCUACGUUCUUUAUAACAGUAGCAUAGCAUUGAAUCCCAGCUUGUUUGAAUUCAAGGUUGUUCAAAGCGAUCUUAAUAAAUGUCGCAUUUUAAAUGAGGCAUUUAAAAGAUACAGCAAAAUAAUUGGUGACAGUUUAUCAAUCCUUCUCCGACGUGGCCAAGAAAAAAGAAAAUAUUCUCAUAACCAUCAUCACUCAUAUCGACAAGUGCUAGAUGGCCCCAAGUUUUUGGAGCACUUGGAAAUCAAUUUCUCGGGUCUAUGUGAAACUCUUCCAUACUUCGGCAUGAAUGAGUCAUACAGACUUGAAGUGGAUAACCAAAGAGCUCCCAACACUGCCAUACUUUCUAGUCGAUCGGUUUGGGGUAUUUUGAGAGGUCUUGAAACAUUCACGCAGCUUCUUCAAGUAUCAGAGAAUGGAUUAUCGUUGGCAGUUCGCAGUGCCUCGAUCGAUGACAGUCCUCGAUUCUCGCACCGAGGCUUGCUCAUUGACACAUCCAGGCAUUUCCUUCCGGUCGAAACAAUCAAACUCAUCAUUGAUGGAAUGGAAGCCAACAAACUGAAUGUUCUCCACUGGCACAUUGUCGACGACCAAAGUUUCCCCUACCAAAGUGAAUUAUUUCCUGAUUUAAGUGGCAAAGGUGCUUAUGACCCACGACUUCUUGUUUAUACAAUAGCUGAUAUUCAAGCUAUAAUACUAUAUGCUGCUGUGAGGGGAGUCAGAGUGAUGCCAGAAUUCGACACACCAGGUCAUACUACUUCGUGGGGAUUCGGUCAACCGGGUUUGCUGACGAAAUGCAAUAAUCUAGUAACGGAGUAUGGACCAGUCAAUCCUAUAAAUGAAGAUAAUUAUUUAUUUUUAAGAGAUUUGUUCAACGAAAUCAUUCACAUAUUUCCUGAUGGAUACCUACAUUUAGGAGGUGACGAAGUAAAUUUCGAUUGCUGGGCAAGCAAUCCAGAAAUAAAGAAAUGGAUGGUAGAUAACAAAAUGUCCGGUGACUAUGCUAAACUAGAAAGCUUCUACAUACAAAAAAUUAUUGAUAUUGUUGAAAAACAAUUCCGUACGAAUACCAUAGUAUGGCAAGAGGUUUUUGACAAUGGAGUGAAUCUGUACAACUCUACAAUCGUUCAGGCGUGGACAGGGAACUACGAGAAAGAAUUGGAUCGGAUCACCAAUGCUGGACACAAGGCGCUGCUGUCCAGCUGCUGGUACCUGGACUACCUGGACACGGGAGGCGAUUGGAAGAAGUACUACAAGUGCGAGCCGCUGUCGUUUGGUGGAAGUGCGGCGCAGAAGGCGCUGGUGAUUGGCGGCGAGGCGUGCAUGUGGGGGGAGUCGGUCGACGAGACCAACGUGGUGCAGCGCAUAUUCCCGCGCGCCUCUGCGGCCGCCGAGAAGCUGUGGUCGCCGCAAGACGACUUCCGCAACAUCCAUCAGGUGGAGGGUCGUCUCGACGCUCACGUCUGUCGCAUGAAGCGACGCCGCAUCCCUGCUCAGCCUCCCAAUGGGCCUGGAUUCUGUCUAUGAUUCCCACCGCUUUACCACCAAUUUAAUUCUAAGUUUACCCAAUGAACACAGAUAAUGUGGAAUUUCUACAUAGUAAGGUUAAAUAAAAACUAUAUUGUUAGUUCCAGUAAUGUGCAACUGACAAUAUCGCUUUUAUUUCACCUAAUUCAAUGUUAUCGUUUUAAGAAUAAGGCAUGCAAUAUCGUCAGACAGUUGUCAUUUUUUAUACAAGAUAAUGUAAUAUCGUCGGACAUUUUUUACAAAUUACUUUAUAAGAUUGUAUACUUGGAUGUUGAAAAAUUAUAAAAUUCCAAUUGUUCUUAA
Messenger RNA from Nilaparvata lugens (brown planthopper), 2019 nucleotides. RefSeq names its product beta-hexosaminidase subunit beta. The coding region runs from base 85 to 1716 and encodes 543 amino acids. Gene Ontology annotation, cellular component: membrane. Gene Ontology annotation, biological process: carbohydrate metabolic process; ganglioside catabolic process; glycosaminoglycan metabolic process. Gene Ontology annotation, molecular function: beta-N-acetylhexosaminidase activity. NCBI's taxonomy places the organism in Eukaryota, Metazoa, Arthropoda, Insecta, Hemiptera, Delphacidae. The transcript is spliced from 8 exons. The record is from RefSeq and is a predicted model, not a curated record.